Molecule: messenger RNA, 261 nt
Organism: Meloidogyne enterolobii
Lineage: Eukaryota; Metazoa; Nematoda; Chromadorea; Rhabditida; Meloidogynidae
Source: the annotation of a GenBank genome assembly
AUGGAUUCUCUACAUAAAGGAUGGUUUACAGAAUUUUCUCCAGAUGAUGCUGAUCGUAUUGCUGGCUCUGAUGGUGGUACUAAAAUGAUGCAUUUGGACGGGCAGGAGAUGUCUGGUGCUUGGACUGGGCAGGCAUUCUCUUUGGAUAUUGACAAAGUUUUGUUUCAUCAAAAAUCAAAAUAUCAGGACGUUCUGGUUUUGAAAAGGUUUUUCUUUUUGGGGUUCUAUUCGUUUAUUAGGGGUGGUGGUAGGGUAAACUAA